GCCAGUCCUCUCCAAGCCGCCGGUGAGAACCGAGGAGGAGCAGAAAGUGCUGGACGCCCUGGAAAAGGCGAAGCUGCGGGAUCGCAAGCGGGCGGGCGUUCAAGACGGCGAAAACAAUCGGAAGAAGAACGCGCGAAAGAUGAAGAUGGGCCAGGCCACCUUCUCCCUGAAGGACGACCGGGACUGCGUGAACCCCUUCAUCGACAGCUCCACCGCCUCCCACGUGAAGUCCUGGGGUGGGAAGCGGGUGGACAAGCGCGCCUCCGUGAAGCAGAUCAGCAACCUGGACUUCACCUCUUGA
Messenger RNA from Effrenium voratum, 301 nucleotides. The record is from the annotation of a GenBank genome assembly. Lineage: Eukaryota; Dinophyceae; Suessiales; Symbiodiniaceae.